AUGAGAUCCAAUAAUGUUGUUCAGAUAUUAUUUUUAACUUCAUUAAUUCUUUUGGCCAUAUUUAUCGCUGUUCCAUCAAAAGCUAGAUCAAAAGUACCAUUUUCCGUACCAACAUUGGGAACUUUUCAUUUCAUACCUAUAUCACGUCCGAACCUCAAUACAUUCAUGCAACAAUCCGAAAUUAUAUAUCAACGAGGAGUAACAAAAAGAAGAGAGAUUAGACAUAAUUUUCCUGAUCGAGGGUUUUUUCCUGCCAAGGAUGAAACUACUUUCAAAGAAACUCCUUGGAGUAUUUGGGAUUUAGUUACUCCAAGUUAUGGUUGUCCAUGGGAAAUGGAAAGACUUGGAAGAAUUGGGGAAGGAGGUUGGUGGAUUUGUGGAAUUAGUAAAUUUAUUGAGAAGAAAGAACCUUGCGUGGUCUAUAGUUUUGGUAUUGGGAAUGAUUCAUCGUUCGAAGCCGAAAUACUUAGUCGAACGAAAUGUGAAAUUUGGGGUUACGAUCAACAUGUGCCGGGAUUUAAUUUUGGUGAAGAAGUUACGGAAGAAAUGAGAGCAAGAGCACAUUUUGAAAGAAAUGGAGCAAAUAGUGCUACAGAUGAUGCAAACCGACUUGUUACAAUUCAAGAUAUGAUGAAAAGGAAUGGACAUGAUUACAUUGAUAUUUUGAAGACGGAUAUCGAAUAUUCGGAAUACAAUGCUCUCUCUUCCUUGAAUGGUCAUACACUUCCUGGCGGUGCUGGUGCACUUACAUCUCCAGAUCCAUUGAAACCAGAAUUUCCUAUCGGUCAAAUACUGGUGGAAAUGCAUAUCUUUGAGUGGCAGGGUAUCACUGCAAGUGUUUAUUUGGAUUGGUGGGAGAGUAUGGAAUUCAGGGGAUUGAGAGCUUUGCAUAGAGAAAUUGAUACGGUAGCACCAGGUAUGGGAGUUGAAGGAGGAGGAAUUAAAUUGUGUAGUUAUACAUUGCUGAACGUGCAAGAUUCGAGGAAUAAACUUUAUCAUAGAUAAAUUCACUGGGGUGGAUAUGAACUGGACA
Messenger RNA from Botrytis sinoallii, 1033 nucleotides. RefSeq lists its product as uncharacterized. The record is from RefSeq and is a predicted model, not a curated record. Bases 1 to 1005 code for a protein of 334 amino acids. Lineage: Eukaryota; Fungi; Ascomycota; Leotiomycetes; Helotiales; Sclerotiniaceae. The transcript has 4 exons.